Lathyrus oleraceus (garden pea) is the source of this 3315-nucleotide messenger RNA. RefSeq names its product putative WEB family protein At1g65010, chloroplastic. Bases 324 to 3089 code for a protein of 921 amino acids. The record is from RefSeq and is a predicted model, not a curated record. The transcript has 28 exons. NCBI's taxonomy places the organism in Eukaryota, Viridiplantae, Streptophyta, Magnoliopsida, Fabales, Fabaceae.
CAAGUCCCGUUGGAUUUCAUUUCAUGAGAGAGAGAAACGAAAGAUGUCAUAAACACUGUAUUACACUGAGACAUUUCAGAUUACAUUACACAAACAAAACGUGAAAGUUCCAUAAAAAAUCAAACGCCAAAAACGCUCAUCGAACCUUCAAUUCAACUAAUCACUUUUCUACCAAAAUCGCUUCUCACUUACUCAACCUCCAUUCAUUUCACACAAACUUUCCUCUUCCACAUUACGCUAACUUAAUUCAUCAACAAACUUUUCAGAUUCUCCGCCACUUUCCAGAUUCUCUAUAAGUUGGCAUAGAAAUUUUAGCUGGGAAAAUGGAGGAUGAUAAGAAAAGAAGAAAAAACAAGAAGAAAAAGAACAAGCAAAACAAGAAUGUGGAUGCUGGGGUUGGAGAAACAGCUUCUAGGGUUCAGAAUCUGGUGAAUAAUGGUAAGGACAAGCAUGCUAGUUUUUCCGAGGCUGUAAAUUUGAUUGGUGAUGGAGAAACAGAUAGCAGUGAUCAAAAUUUGGUCAAUGAUGCUAAGGAUAAACCUGCUAGUCUUUCGGAGGUUUCGCCGAGUUCCAUUGGGGAUGGGGAAAUAGAUACCAGUGAUCAGAAUCUGGUCAAUGAUGCUACGGGUAGGCCUGCUAGUCUUUCUGAGGCUGCACCGCAUUCAAUUGGGGUUGCAGAGAUAGAUAUAGGCGAUCAAAAUCUGGCUAGUAAUGCAAAGAAUGGGCAUGCUAAUCUUUUAGAGGCUGUGGUAAACUUAAAUGGGGAUGGAGAAACUUCAAUAAGGGAUCCAAAUCUUGUGAAUAGUGGUAAGGAUGAGCCCUCUCAGCUUUUGGGGACAGCUGAUGAGCAAAGUGUGAGUGUGGAUUGGAAUGGAGAUGUGGAAGUUCCAAACAGAGAUCUGAAUCUGGUGAAAAGCAGAGAGGACGAGCCCGCUCAACCAUUGGACUCUGCAGAUGGGCAAAGUACUAAUAUGGACUCCAAUGGAUGUCUGCCAUAUGGUAAAGAAUGUGACAUAUCAGACGCAACAAUUAGAAAAUUAAAAGAAGAAAAUGCCGUGCUCAUUCAGAGAGAGACCAUAUCAGAAGAGACUAUUCAGAAAUUAAAAGACGAAAAUGAUAAACACAUUCGUAAAAAGACCAUAUCAGAAGACAUUAUCCAGAAAUUAAAAGACGAAAAUGAUAAACACAUUCGUAAAGAGGUCAUGUCAGAAGAGAGAAUCAGGAAGCUGAACGAAGAAAAUAAUAUGCACAUUAUGAAAGAGACCAUAUCUGAAGAGACAAUCCGGAAAUUGAAUGAACAAAAAGACAUGCUUGUGCAAAAGGAGGUUGAAUUAGAAGAGAAUAUCAGAAAAAUGAAAACAGAACUUGAUAUGCAUGUUACGAAAGAGGUUGAAUUAGAAGAGAAUAUCCGAAAAAUGAAAAAAGAACUUGAUAUGCAUGUUACGAAAGAGGUCAUAUUAGAAGAUACAAUUAGAAAAAUGAAUAAAGGAAAUGAUAUUCACAUGCAAGAAGAGACCGCUUCAAAAGAGACAAUAAGAAAAUUGAUUGAAGAAAAUAAAGGGCACACUCAGAAAGAGGCCUUAGCAGAGGAGACAAUUACAAUAUUGAAAGAAGAAAUUGAUAAACACAUUCAUAAGGAGGCUACCUUGGAUGAGAUUAUCAAUAAAUUAAAAACUGAAAAGGAAUUGCAGAAACAUACAGAGCAGACUGAUCUAGAGGUGAGAAUUACACAACUGCAGAAUGAGCAUAAUUCCUUACUUCAAAAAGAGGUUACCUUGGAAGAGCUUAUCAAUAAAUUAAAAACUGAAAAUGAAUUGCAAAAACAUACACAGACUGAUCUAGAGGUGAGAAUUGCACAAUUGCAGAAUGAGCAUAAUUCGUUGCUUCAAAAAGAGGCUGGGUUGGUGGAAAAAACAAAUCUGUUAGCGAGUGAAAAGGCUGGAUUGAUGGAAAAAACCAAUAUGUUACAGAUUGAAAAGGAUGUUUUCGAGCAGAAAGUAAUUAUUCUAGAGAGCAAGUUGAGUUCCCUUAGUGAGAAAGAGACUGGAUUGGUGGGAAGGACUAGUCUGUUACUGCGUGAGAAGGAGGGUUUAGAGCAAAAACUAAAUAUUCUGCAGAGCAAUUUGAGUUCCUUUAGUGAGAAAGAGAAUGGUCUGGAAGUGAAAAUAGCACAAUUGCAGAGUGAGAAUAAUUCCUUACUUCAAAAAGAGAUUGGAUUUAUUGAAAAAACCAAUCAGUUGCUGAAUGAAAAAACCAUUUUGAGCCUAAAAGUGGAAAGUUUAGAGCGAAAAAUAAAUCUUCUGGAGAGCGAUUUGAGUUUAUCUGUUCAGGAAGAGAAGUCAACUAAAGAAGUUAUUUUAAAUCUGAAAGAAAACACCAGCAUUCUACAAGUGCAGGUGGCAGAGUUGGAAGAGUCCAAGAACAAUCUUUUGCUAGAAAACCAGCAAUUGAGGGAAAAUGUGUUAGGUCUUCAUUCGACAGUCCAGAAUCUUGAAAAUAGUAGCUCUUCUUCCGCUUCACAGGGUACAUCUGCAAAGGACGGUGCUUCUGAAAAUGAAGAGUUUAAAUCUCAAAUUGAAGAGGCCUAUAUGUUAGUGGAAAAAUUAAUGGCGGAAAAUGCUGAACUUGUUGAGAAGGUCCACAAGCUAUGUGUUGAGCUGGAUCGAAGAGACACAGAAACUACAGUUUCUGAAGUUACUGGGUCUGAUGGUUUGACUGAAUUUGUUAAACCUGCUGAGCCCGAAUCAUCUGAGGCUACGUCUACAUCUGCCCCGGAGUCGGAUUCAUUAGAAAAGACCUCGGCGGUGAAUGAUAGUAGCGACUCUUUUCACGCCGGACAUGCUGUUGGAGUAAUUCCAAUCUCUUCACUACCUGAUGAUGAUACUGACGAAAUUGUUCAAAUUCCACUGGACGAUAAUGAUGCCAGAGAUCUACAGCUACAGAAUGUCAAGAAUGUGGAAAAUGAUGAUGCUUUGCCAAUAACAGAUGCUCCUCUUAUUGGUGCUCCAUUUCGUCUGAUAUCAUUUUUUGCUAAGUAUGUCAGUGGUGCUGAUUUGAUUGACCAAAAGUCCUCAAACACCAGUAAUUGAUUCUUAAUAGUGGAUUAAAAACGCGGUCAUCAUUUUUAUUUGGCCGUCCAUAACAUAUAACAUACAGUAAACCUCACUCACAUUAGUCAGAAUAUCAAUAUAGGUUGGGCCAAUUUGGGUCAUUUAUAUAUCUGUAUGCCAAUUCUUUGAACAUUAGGAAAUAUUGUAUCAGGAAGGAAUAUAGAGUUUUAUAUUGUAUGUUCUAUACUUCUCAUUGCUUUCAAAA